Oncorhynchus gorbuscha (pink salmon) is the source of this 575-nucleotide messenger RNA. RefSeq names its product troponin I, fast skeletal muscle-like. The record is from RefSeq and is a predicted model, not a curated record. Bases 34 to 393 code for a protein of 119 amino acids. Gene Ontology annotation, biological process: muscle contraction. NCBI's taxonomy places the organism in Eukaryota, Metazoa, Chordata, Actinopteri, Salmoniformes, Salmonidae. Gene Ontology annotation, cellular component: troponin complex. The transcript is spliced from 4 exons.
ACGUCUUGGCAAAGCCUUCAUCGGAAAUGAUUGAUGGUUGAUGAGGAAAGAUAUGACUCCGAGGCAAAAGUGAAGAAGACAAACAAAGAGAUUGAGGACUUGAGAAUGAAAGUGGUUGAGAUCCAGGGCAUAAAGAAGCCAGCUCUGAAGAAAGUGCGUAUGUCUGCUGAUGCUAUGCUUGCAGCUCUGCUGGGCACCAAGCACAAGGCUUCCAUGGAUUUCAGAGCCAACUUGAAAGAAGUGAAGAAGGAGGUCAAAGAGGAGGAGGAAGUCAGUGACUGGCGUAAGAACGUUGAUGAACAGUCUGGCAUGGACGGCAGGAAGAAGAAGUUUCAGUCUGCAAAAAUUACCAAAUUAGUUUUGGUGUUCAAAACUACGGAGGAUACAGAGUGAUUGAUCUAUCUUUUUUGUUAUUUUGUUGUACUGUUGGAUAUGGAAGACCUAAGGUCGAGAUUUGAGGCAAAGACAUGUUUAUCUUACAGCAUAAGAUAAGACCUUAUACUAACUGUAAACUAUAAUUGAAUUGUAAAUUAUUUUCCAAAUAUAUAGGCUUACUGAAAAUAUAUACAACUGCC